GUUGUUCACGUAAUCUGAUCAGAUCUGAUCAAAUCUUGAAAAUUGGUUGUUCAAAAGGAAAAGGAUUCUGAAAUCAGAUAAGAUCAUGAAAUCAAGUCUUGGUUUUCAUCUGGAUCAAAACCUUCACUAUCUGUUUCGCAGGAUCUGGAUACCUUUGAUCUGAAAAAUUAGCAUUAUUGUGAUCCAAACAGAAGGCUGGAUUUGGGGUGCAUUUCAGGAGGAAAAUGGAAUAAAACUUUUUUCUCUCUCUUUAAACAUAAAACUGGCGGCAUGGUGGCACAGCGGUUAGAGUUGUCACCUCAAGAGGAUUCGAACCCCAGGGUGGGGGAGCCCCUCUGUGCAGAGCCUGCAUGCUCUCCCCUUGUCAGUGUGGGUUUUCUCCAGGUACUCCAGCUUCCUCCCACAGUCCAAAGACAUGCAGGUUAAUUGGUGACUCUAAAUUGUCCGUAGGUGUGAAUGUGAGUGUGAAUGGUUGUCUGUCUCUAUGUGUCAGCCCUGUGAUAGUCUAGUGACCUGUCCAGGUUGUACCCCGCCUCUGGCCCAGUGUCAGCUGGGAUAGGCUCCAGCCCGCACGACCCGUAAUAGGAUAAGUAAGAACUUUAAGAAAUUAUAAUCUCAAAUUUCUUUGUUUUGUUCUCUUUGGCGACACCUGUGGCGAUAAGUGGUAAUUGCAGUGUUUGUUGACAGAAUGCCAACAUAGUGAUUUGUCACCCACACGAAGUAAUCUUGAAAAGUUUGUAUCUAGAUCAGGAUGCUCCAGUCCAAUGUCGAUCUUCAAAACCGUCACAAAAGGAAGAUGAAUCGGCUGAUCCUGGACGGCAGAACAUAGGAUUUCCAAAUACAAAUCAGUCUGAUCCAGAUUGAAGUUAACAGCUGGGCCCAGAUUUAUAUUCUGGUGCUUUUGAAUGCAAAGCACCAUCUUUGCACACAAAGCUCAUAUUGAAAAGUCCAAACAAACACUGGUAAUGAAGCGCCAGGCUGCACAAUAUCUGUCGUAAUAUUUGAGUUGGUCUUGUGGUCGUCUGUGGGGGGAUAUUUUAAAUACCCAAACCUUCCUGUGCGAGCAGUCAACGCUUUGCUGUGAAGGCCUGUGGGCCCUGUUAACUGUGAAAAGGGGAAGUUAUGUCAAGAAAGGAAAUUGUCAGAUGAUCAUAUGAACAGCAGAUCUGCAGCCCACACUGGCAGGCAGGCUCUCUGAAACCACACACACUCAGUCACAGGAUCACUGCAGCGCUGAACACACACACACACACAUAUACACGCCCAUGCAUUGUAAAUGAAACCACGAAAAGGCACAUAAGGCACAGGAAGCCCAUCAGCAACUGUAUGGACUAAAAAAAGGAGACUCGCUUUAGAAUCGUCACAAACCUGAGUAAGAAAAGUAGGGUAAGUAACUCAUAUGUGUUAUUUAACAAACAUUAUUUUAUUGUUUAGUGUGCUGCUGUUUUUUCUUUCUUGAUGUGACUCUAUAUCCCGCAAAGUGCUCCAGUGGAUUACCUUUAAACAAGAUAAUUUACUUCCUUUGUGGUGUUUCUUGCUGUCAUGGCAUGAGCACACAUGGUCAAUACAGCAUCCUUUUAAGCACUCAGGAAUCCUGUAAUGUACGCAGAUAUUCCCCAGGGCGUGUCACAUUAUCUCCCUCUGGCCUUUUGUCUUUCACCCGUUACACUGAACGAGCAUCUUAAAACGCAGUACAAUAGGACUCGAGCACUCGCAUCACUGCCGGACACUGCACUGCGGUUUUGUUUUUUAAUUGAAGGUCAGAUUUUUAGUUGAGAAGAUAAUCUGGAGGAGAGGAGGAAGGAGGAGUUACUUCUGACGGCUGGAGCACAAGGUGAAGAUGGACAAGUCAGAAAUGUUUGGCUUCUCUCUGGAGUCAGACGACAGGACGGAGGAGGAGAAAGCACGGCAGAAAGAGGCAAAGAAGGGCGGCCUGGUUUCUGCCCUGGGAUUGGGUCAGGAGUCGCCCAAGGCUCCCAUGGACACUGAUUACCAGGAGGAAAUGGAGGACCCCAAGCCACAGAUUAGAUUCAAUCUUAAUUUUGACAAAGGGAUUCGAGGCGUGGGGGAGCCCAGCACGAAGAGAGACAGCAAGACGUUCAGCAUCGACAGGUUGUUUGAAGCAGCUUCCAGCGGGGACGCCCGAGACCUGGACGGCCUUCAUCAGUACCUGCACCAGAAUAUGAAGAAGCUGUCUGACUCUCUGUAUCAGUCGUAUGGUAAAACUGCCCUGAUGAAGGCUCUGCUGCACCUCAAGGACGGCAAGAACGAGACAGUGGAACUGUUAAUUGACAUUUCAGAGAAGAUGGGAGACAUUAAAGAGUUUGUGAAUGCAGCAUACACCAACACCUACUACAAAGGCCAGACCGCUCUCCAUAUCGCCAUUGAGAGGAGGAGUAUUUCCUACGUGAAGCUGCUGGUCAGUAAAGGAGCAGACGUCCACGCCAAAGCCUGUGGAACAUUCUUCCAGCCACACGAUGGCCCCAGCUUCUACUUUGGUGAGCUGCCUCUGUCUCUGGCAGCCUGCACCAACCAACCCGACGUGGUGGACUUCCUCAUGGAGAACGGGUACCAGUCAGCGGACGCCAAGCUGACCGACUCUCAGGGAAACACAGUGCUGCACGCCCUGGUGGUGGUGGCUGACAACUCUACGCACAACACCGAGUUCAUUACCAACAUGUAUGACCGCAUCCUCAAGACCACCGCCCGCCUGCACCCCAAGCUGAAGCUGGAGGACAUCGAGAACCACAAGGGGCUGACGCCUCUCAAGAUGGCUGCCAAGACUGGAAAGAUCGGGCUUUUUUCACACAUCCUGCAACGGGAAUUCCAAGAGAGCAACACCAAACAUUUGUCCCGUAAAUUCACCGAGUGGGUUUACGGGCCCGUCCACAGCUCCCUGUAUGACCUGGCCUCCGUGGACUCAUAUGAGGAUAAGUCCGUGAUGGAGAUUCUGGUGUACGGCAGUGACAUCCCUAACCGCCACAAGAUGCUGCAAACGGAGCCUCUGGGCCAGCUGCUGGAGGAGAAGUGGAGGAUGUUUGCAGGCCGAAUGUUUUUCCUCAACUUCUUGGUCUACAUCCUGUACCUGACCAUCUUCACUCUUGUAGCCUACAAUAGGAAAUUUGGAAAGCCGCCAUUUCCUGUCGAAAACAACUUAAUGGGUUACCUGGAUCUUUCAGGCCAGCUAGUGAUGGUGCUGGCAAACUGCUAUUUCUUUCUCGUAGGGGUCGCAGAGAUGAAGAGGAAACGGCCAAAGCUGCAGACGUUGCUGAUUGAUGGAUAUUAUGAGAUACUUUUUUUGUUGCAGGGCGCCCUCUUCCUGGUCACAGCCGGGCUGUAUCUGUUCAGGCGGCAGGAGUACAUUGGCUUCCUGGUGCUGUGUCUCGCUCUCAGCUGGGUCAACACACUCUACUUCUCCAGGGGCAGCAGACACAUGGGCAUCUACAGCAUCAUGAUACAGAAGAUGAUCCUCAGUGAUAUCCUGCGCUUUAUUGUUGUCUACCUCGUCUUCCUCUUUGGAUUCGCAGCAGCGUUGAUCACUCUGAUUGUAAAGCCUCCGAACAACAUGACUGCUGUAACUCAGCCGCCACAAAAGGGGCGUCUCUUUGGUCCCCUUGCGCCUGACAAGGAGUGUGUAAAACCCACCUUUGAAAACUUCGCCUUCACCCUGCUGGAGCUCUUCAAGUUCACCAUCGGCAUGGGCGACGUGGAAUUCGUCCAGGAAGGCGAGAACAAGGGGGUUUUCUACAUGCUCCUCAUUGGCUACAUCGUUCUUACGUACAUCCUGCUGCUCAACAUGCUCAUCGCCGUCAUGAACCGCACGGUGGAGAGGACCACCAGCGAGAGCGCCAGCAUCUGGAAGCUGCAGAGGGCCAUCACGAUCCUGGACAUGGAGAGGAGGCUGUCUUGCUGUCUGAGGGAGAGGUAUCGCUGUGGGGUGGAGAAGAACCUCGGCACUGCUCUUGGAGACGACUGUCGCCGGUGUUUCAGAGUGGAGGAAGUCAACUGGAACAAAUGGAACAGCAACCUGGGCAAAAUCGAUGAGGAUCCUGGGUGCUGGGAUCGAGACCACCAGCCUACUUCACACAGACUAUCGAACAGACUAAACAGAGGGAGGAGCUGGAGAGACUUUUCCUUGGAAGGCAGUCUGUGGCGGCGGCAGACACAGCAGUCCACAGAGAUGACUCCUCUGAGCAGCACGCAUGUCUGAAGAGACAACAGAGACUUUCCACUGUGGCUGCUCAGCCUGACUGACCCGAGCAUCGAGGCAUUCAAACCUAAAGACAGUAUUCAGUUUCAGUUCCCUCAGAAAUGUAACUGUGUGUGAACUGCCUCUCUGAUACUCUCAUAUCAGGUUGAUUUUAAAUUCAGCAUUUGAGGCAAUAUUUCACUGAGAGGAGCAGUGAGGAGGACUAUAUUAGUGAUAUUUGUUCAUCCGACUGAUAUAAUGGUGUAAAAUAGUAGAAUUUAGAAUACAUUUAAGCGACAGUUCAGCCCAAAAAUACAUAUUUCAACUCUCACCUUUGGUGCUUUUUACCAAUCUAGAUUUUUUUUGGUGUGAGUUGUCGAGUGUUGGAGAUACUGGCCGUAGAGAUGUCUGCCUUCUCUCCAAUAUAAUGGAACUAGAUGGCACUCGGCUUGUGGUGCUCAAAGUGCUGAAAAAAUGAAUUUAAAAAAAUGUAACAGCAAUGUCUCUUUCCAGAAAUCAUGACCCAGUUACUCAAAAAUAAUCCACAGACUUUUGUUGUGUCUCAAAUCAGAUACUUAUAUAAUUGGUAUUUUGAUAAUGAUAAUAACAAUCAUUUACCAUCUCUGUUAUGUGGUGGUUGAUCUGUUCCUCUGUUCGGAGGGUAAGGAGUUCCUGGACCUUGUUGUUUUCCCAAGGCACAGAUUUUUUCAGCUGCUGUUGAGCUUCUUAUUUGAGCUAGCUGCUAACUGCUAACUGCUAGCAGCUGCUUUUUAAGUCUCCCACUGUAGCUUGUACAUGAAACAUGUCAUCAAAACGUGCUGUGCCACCCAUGGUCUCAUCCUGCUGGCUGUCCCAUUUAUACAGACGGUUGUUUUGGCGCUGUUAUGACCUCCAGUGCCGGCUUAAAGGUGUGACAACUCUGUGCACCCAUUCCACACUUUUACCUUUUAUAGGGAACGGAGAGGCUGGCAUAACGGCAUGAAAUUCCCGUCUAGAAGAGGCAGUGUAAAAGAAGCUAUUAACUCAUUAGAACUGCUGGUGAAACAGCCAACAGUGUGAGCCACGGACAUUCAUAAUGUGUCCUGAAAGCAUGUUCAUUUUUAAUAUACUAUGUGCUUGUGACAGUGCAAGAUACAAACAUUAAUGGCGUCCUCUGUAAUGUUAGCUAGCUCAUUGGUGCUAGAUGUGCUAGCAGUAGAUGCACGCUUCCCUCUGCAUGGUGAUGCGGUUGCUGGUAGUAGUUCUGUAGAAAGAAAAUAGUUCCAACAUGAAACUUGUCACAACAAGGUCUGUGGAUUGUCUUGAGUAUCCAGGUCAUGGUUUUUGGAAAGAGACAUUGCUGUUGAGUUUUUCAAAUUUAUGUUUUGCUGCUUUGCGCACCACAAGCCGAGUGCCAUCUAGUUCCAUUAUAUUGGAGAAAAGGCAGACAUCUCUACGACCGAUUUCUCCAACACUCGACAGCUUACACCAAAACAAUAUAGACUGAUAAAUAGCUCUACAGUAAGAUGAAGAAUAUUUGAUUUGGGGUUGAACUGUCCCUUUAAAAGAUAUAAUCCAAAGGUUUCUACACAUGCUGUUUCUGCCACCACCUGAACAGGAUGCACAUCCUCUCUGCACAAAGGCCAAAACCUGCCGGCACCUCUGACAUCGCUCAGAAUCCUUCAUGGAGUAAUACUGAUUACGAAGGUGCUGAUCCCGCCCUCCUGCUGUGUGCCCUUUAUACGAGUCCCAUUUUCAUCACAGCCAGACAAGCUAAAUCUACUGCAGCCAGAUAGUCCUGUGGAUUUCACAGCUUGCUUCGUCUACUCUACUUCCUGUUUCCAUUUGGCAGAGGCAGGCUCUGAUAAAUGGCAUGAAAGCACAGCAAUUGGUGCAACAAUCGCUGCCUUCAGCACAAGCUGUCUCAGUUACAAAUUAUAUAUGGUUAUGGCGGGCCUUUUAAACCGCUCAGCAACGUCUGAGGCUGAUUAUGUAAGAAUCUGUGAAUAGUACGUUACCUGAACUGUCAGACAUGAUGACAGUAGUUAAGUUGCUGUAUCCAGUGUUGCCAGAUCAGACUGACAAGUUUCCAGCCCAAUCACGACUUCAAUCCAAUUCAAUGAAAACCAGCCUAAAUCAUAACUGUGUCAGAAACCAAUGUAAAACAAUUACAUACACAAUGUUAUGUCAAAUGUGUCAAUGUUACACAAACAUAAAAUGUCUGAUAAUUAAUAGGGCUGGGACGAUUUGCUUUAAUCACUUGCCAAUUUAUAUAUAUAUUGCCAUUUUCAAGUAUUGCAACACAUUCUUUGCAAUUUUUGUUUAGUUUUUUAACACUAGACCACGGGGAAAAGUUGAAUCGUACAGUUUCGAGAGAUGGUAUAUCAUGAGACAUAUUCCAAAAAUGGUGCAGACUUCCCUCUGUGUCACUGGUAAUGAGGAAAUACAGUGAGUGCUGGACAGAGCAGUGAGUGACAACAACCCCGCCCACAUUUAAGAGAACUGUUUGCAGUGGAAACACUAGGGUCUAGGUACCAUGUCUGAAGGAUCACUUAUCCAAAGGUACCAUACUGAAAGUGUUUGGUGAAAACAGGGCUUUUGCCUCACUCUCUGCUACUAGGAGAACAUUUGCAGAGAUAAAAGCAGGCGGAAGCUCCAGGGAUGGACUCAGUAACAGCUGUAGCAACUUAAGUUCAGUCAACCCUAGCACCAGGGUUCACAUUAGGCUGGGUCUAAUCUGUGUAACAGCAGCAACAGAAAGUUUCAUGAUCUGGCGUGGAGUUUGAGCUGGGCUGGCUGAAUUUGAGUUGCUAUUUGAGAAGCUGAAGGUCAGUGUCCUCCGACCAUCCGCCGUUUCUGCUGUCUAACUUUGGCUGUGUUUUUAUACAGAUACGGGUAUGACGUCACAUUACUCACAGACUACCACAGUAUCACCUCUGCGUUUGAAAAUAUUGAAAAUUACUGAAUUAUAUUAUAUUGAAUUGAGGAAUUAUACCCCCCAAAAUGCGCCUCUGGUGUCGUGCUGCAACCACAUUAAAGUCAAAUACUGCCAUGAAGUGAGAACCCCAUCCCCAUCCCCCCUAAAAUCCAACCUAUUUAAAAACGGCAGUCCCUCCUCUGCAUGUAAGCGGGGAAACUGUACUGUUCCUCUGAAAAUUGAAGAUUAUUUUGAGAAGACACAAUGCAUGUGAAGAGUGUAAAUUGACAUGCCAUCCCUUAGCAUCUUAAACUGAUGCUGGAGGGGUACCUGAAGCGUCACUGUUUGGCGUGUAGAGCCACUGACAAAGUGUCGAUAUUUGACGAGUUGGGGGUCAAAAGUGGUUUGACUGGGAGGAAACCAGCCUAAUACGGCAACACUGGCGGUACCUCUGCAGAACUAAGGGAGCAGUAGAAAAGUUCACAUGUUGGCAGUGUCAGUUAACGUUGCAGAUAAUCCAAACUGCAGUUCAGACUUGUUUCAAAGCAUAAAUUAGAACUUUAUUUUAUUAUUACAAUAUUACAAAAAGAGUAGCACAACUCUCACGCUCUUGCCUCUUAUCUGUCGUACAGAAUGACACAAAGAAAGGCUCGUGGGCCUUCUUCCAUUUCACAGCAAUAGUACAAGAAACAAAAGAAGAAAAUAAAAUUUAAAUAACAAGCAAAUCAAGUAUUAUAAAUAGUCACAACUGCAAACUGAAGCUUUGAAACUUGGGGAAAAAAUGUUACAGCUCAGUAACUACACAUUGCUAAAAUAUAGUAUAAUUACAAAAUAUUACUCCGUUUUCUUGCUUUCCAUGAUAAAGAAUCUCUAAGGAAUUGCUCUGUCUAUUCAACAAAACUUCAAUAAAACAAAAAGACAAAAAAAAAAAGAAACCAAAAAUUGCUGUUUCUGUGUUUCCUCACCGUUUCUUUCUCCUUAUUAUUUGGGGUUUUCAUUAAAACCAUGCUCAUUUUCAAGGGAAGUCCAAGGACCAAACACUUAAGGCUUUUUAAGGGCUGUUAGGGAAUUAGGUGAACAAAACAUGGGCGUCAUUGUGUUUAUACACACACACACACACACACUCUCUCCCUUUUUCUCACACACACACACACACACACACACCCUAACUCUACCCACAUCAGCAGGCAACAUUCACACACAAUCGUUAAACUUUAAAGUUACAGUAGUCUAGUAGGUAAGCCAGUGUACAAUAAAAUAAACAAUGCAUUUGCUGUUUCACUUUAAACUUAAAAGUCAGUUUUGUUUACCUCCACGUGAUCUUGCAAGUGAUCAAUUUGGUCUUUUUUCAAGCAGACUUCACAUCAGAAUCAGUAGCAACUACACACAACUUAAUUCACUUAAGUUCCUGCUGUCAGGAUCAAAACUCUGGUGAGGCUUGUAGUUUGACUCUACGCGACAUUAGAUUAUUUCUUCUGCUCCAGAGUUUCGUCCUCGUAACUAACCUUCAAUAACUGCAAAACAAAUAAUCUCAACAUUCAAGUAAUACAUUUGUCAUGGUUACAAAAACAAAUCUGAAAAGGAAACAAACAUUAAAUGGCACAUCUUCAUAACAGUGUGUCCUUGUUUACAUGACUUUGGCCAUUUUUAGGUUAAUCUUUCAUGACUUUAUCUGCACUAAACAUUUCACAAUCUUGUAGCAAAACCUUCCUGGCACUGACACAAAAGUUAUUUUUUUUAAUCACCUGAAUUCAUUGCAGCAUUUUCCGCAGGACAGAGCAUCACCUUUUCAACAUACCUGCUCCCUGCUGGAUCUUGACUAUGUACAAACAACCUGAUUACAUGCUUCCUUAAAAAAGUAUGUUCGGUAUUUUUCAACAUGGACCCUUUUCCCCCGUGUUUUGUUUCUAAGUGAGUAAUGGAGACGACAGUUUUUAAAAUUGGUCUGGUAUGGAGCGAGAGCGCUGCAGCUGCUUAACAGGCUGCAAUGUGACCGCUUGGGGCAUGUUCACGUCAACUUACGUCCAAUAAAAGUUUUUGUUUUUGCCACUGACAGGCUCAGGUUAUUAUCCUGCAUUUAUGUGGUGUCAAAAUAAUCUAAAGAAAUAGUUCUCUCCUGGGAAAAUUCACAUGAACACCUCCUCGGAACAACAACUUGCAAAGUAAGCCUUGCUGAGUUGAUGUCAUAUUAUGCAGAAACAUGGCAGACGACAGUAAGUGUUAGUUUGAUGUUAAGAAACUUUUUAUUUAUUUGUGUACUGAAUAUUAAUUUUUGUUCAGAUAUAAUUUGUAACAUGGUAGCCUAUUAGGUUGUAACUUUGUAGUUGUCUACAUACAUUGACCUAGAGGUUAUUUAUUACCAUCAGUCAGGUAAAGCAAUAUAUUAGUAGGUUUAGGCGAUGUACUGGUGCAGCAACAAGUCUGGAUAAAGCAACAUGAAUCUUCACUGGGACGUUUAACAAUCUGAGCAAUAAAAUUCAACAUAUCUGUUGUGUUUCUUCCCCAUUAUGACUUAAAGGUCAUGAACAGGCCGAAGUUGGAAGAACUACUUCCCAACUUAGGAAAUGGGACCAUUUGAGGAGCACAUGAAUACAGCAAUAUUCUAAGUGUCUGACAACACUAUGGAAAGGAUCCCUACUGAGACAGAUCUUAAAGAGAAAGAUCCUUUUAGUUAAACCACUAACUGACCCGAAAUUGCCAUUGUCAAACCCACCAGACUCCAUUUAAAUAAACACUGAAUUUAUUGUUGUAAAACUCACCUUAUUCAAAGUUGACAGAACCAAAAUAAAACUUACAAAAGCUGUCUUGGUUCGUCUUUUCGCCGUUCCAACAAUCACCAGGUCUAGAUUGGUUGAAAUAAACCCUUAAUUCACCUUGUUAGAUAUGAAAAUACGCUGACUCUAUACAUGCUUAAAUUACUGUUUUUUUAAAUGGAGUCUGGUGGGUUUGGUGAUGAUGAUUUCGGGGCUGUUUUGGGUUAAUCAAGAACCUCUAUCUCUGCAGGGAUCCUUUCCAUAAUGUUGUUAGGCACUUAAAAUAAUAACCUGAGCCUGUCAGUGGCAAAAACAAGCACUUUUAGUGGAUGUGCACUGAUGGUGCGAACACCCCAAGUGGUUACACUGCAGCCUGUUUUGCGGCUGUCGGCUGCGGCUUUCUUGCUCAAUACUGGACCAAUUUCAGAAACGACUGUUCUCAUUCGUCACUUAGACACAAGAACACAAGAAAUCAGGCCCAGACCAAACUUACGCUUUAACUGACAGAGAGGAAUCAAUCUUGAACAGUCCUAUUAUACAAAUAAAUAAGUACAUUAAAAAGGAUAAAACCAAUGUGUACAUGUGCAUAUGGCAAGCUUUUCUAGCUGUACGUUGUAGUCUCCAAUGUCUGGUUCAUGUCUGGUUUAUUACUCUCUCUUCUGUCCUCAAAUGAUUGUUUACUCUUGAAGUUACAAUGAGAUUGGAGCGUUAACACCAAACUAGUCUGAGCCAAAAAUUCCUGACAUGACCCUGUAAAAAAAAAACCAUCUGUCAGUAGAUGUUGCAGUCUCUCAGUGAGGGAUCUAUCUGUAUUUCUUCUUUCUUACAUGCAUAAGAAAAUGUUAUCGGUAGGUCUGAAGUAGUAAUAACACAGGAUCUGUUAAGAUCCAGGCACACAGAUAGUACAGUAGAGGAAGGAGGGAAUGACACACACACACACACACACACACACACACACACACACACACACACACACAUACA
Epinephelus moara (kelp grouper) is the source of this 10819-nucleotide messenger RNA. RefSeq names its product transient receptor potential cation channel, subfamily V, member 1 (gene trpv1). Gene Ontology annotation, molecular function: protein binding; calcium channel activity. Gene Ontology annotation, biological process: calcium ion import across plasma membrane. Gene Ontology annotation, cellular component: membrane. Lineage: Eukaryota; Metazoa; Chordata; Actinopteri; Perciformes; Serranidae. The transcript is spliced from 16 exons. The coding region runs from base 1841 to 4210 and encodes 789 amino acids. The record is from RefSeq and is a predicted model, not a curated record.